Molecule: messenger RNA, 2093 nt
Organism: Penaeus vannamei (Pacific white shrimp)
Lineage: Eukaryota; Metazoa; Arthropoda; Malacostraca; Decapoda; Penaeidae
Source: RefSeq, a predicted model, not a curated record
AUGGCGCAGCGUAAUCCCCGGAUCCGCACAGCGCGCAGGUUCGUGUCCCAGCUGAGUGCGUCGUACACGUCGACGAGGAUUCACUGCGAAAACAUCCCUGGUCUCGUGCGGCGCCAGAGGGUGCUAUGUGAGCGGCACCCCGACGCCAUGCUCGCCGUGACCGAGGGUGCCACGAUGGGCGUCCAGCAUUGCCAGAAGCAGUUCCAGGAUUCCCGUUGGAACUGCUCCACCAUUCCACGAGAUGCGUCUGUGUUCGGGAGACACGUUCUGCGAAGUACGAGGGAAUCUGCCUUUGUCUACGCCAUCAACAGCGCGGGGGUUGUGCAAGCGAUCACGCGAGCUUGCAGUCGUGGCGCCAUCAUGAACUGCGCCUGUGACAUCACCAAGAAGGGGAGCCACAGGGACCGGAUGGGGCAGUUCACCUGGGGCGGCUGUUCCGACAACAUCCGCCACGGCACUGCCUUCGCCCGACGCUUCAUCGACGCCCAUGAGAGGCGGCAGCGAGACGCCCGCGCCCUCAUGAACUUGCACAACAAUCGGGCGGGACGUAAGGCCGUCCGCAAACAAAUGCGUCUCGAGUGCAAGUGCCACGGCGUCUCGGGAGCCUGCACCGUCCGCACUUGCUGGCAGACCGUGGCCUCGUUCGGGUCCACGGCGCGCUGGCUCAAGAGGAAGUACGACGGCGCCACCGAGGUCAGCAUGAGGCCCGACGGCGCUGGCCUCAUCCCGCGCCACGGGGACCACAAGGCGCCGAGGAAGACCGACCUGGUGUACCUGGAGCCUUCGCCGGACUACUGCGGGGAGGACUCGUCGUCAGGGUUCGCGGGCACGGGCGGCCGCCAGUGCAACCGCACCUCGCAGGGCACGGACGGGUGCGACCUGCUGUGCUGCGGCCGAGGAUACGACACCCAGCGGAGACUGAUCACGUCGAAGUGCGAGUGCAAGUUCCAGUGGUGCUGCUUCGUGGCCUGCAAGACCUGCGAGACGUGGCGGGACCUGCACUUCUGCAAGCCCAAGCAAGACCCGCUGCCGCUGCACUGACAUGCGAUGAUCCUGCGCGGCCUCUCGCUCCUUUCCCCCUCCGUGAGAGCAGUUGUUAGCGUGUCAGAAGUGAUAACACGAGAAGUGAAAUGUAGUGAUUAGUGACCACGCGGCAGAGUCCAGAUCGGAGGUAAACAUGACAGAGGGGUUGCCACGUGGCUCCAGGCGGGUCCUGGACGCGACCUCGGACUCUCCACCGUGGAAGACGCUCUCGACACGUGACCAGCGCGAAGAGGCGGUCACUCGGCGCUCCAAGUGCUACUUUCGUAACACCUGUGCUACAUGUGUGCUCCGUAUGUGCUUGGACACUAGGGCUGCCCACAGCACUUAAUGAACCCAGAAGUCUAGCAUGUUCUUAAAGACGUAAAUCAGUGAAAUGGCUUGAGUUAUGGUGACAGCCUCUCUCCGCAGAUGCGCCCAGCGAGAAUUGACUGAGGUUGUAAAUUCACAUGCACGAGCCGGACAAUGAGAGGACCUGCACGGGGCGUUGUGGCGAGGUGUGGCUGGUGACUAGGCUGAGUGGGUGAAGUAAUUACAAAGCUCAGGUAGUAAGGUAUGACGCAGCUGCCCUCAGGCGCUGCAUCUCGCACAAUAUACAAGAAAAUCUGCAGCCGCGUCUGUUUGUGCGUGGAUUGGUUUGUGUUACGUGUGGGUGUGCGUGAGUGUUUGUGUGCGGAUUUUUUGUGAACAUGCCCAUUUUUGGGUAUGUGUAUGCAUGUGUGUGUAUACCACAGCGAAUGUGCGCACGUGUUCUUUUGUGGACACGCCUCGCUACACAUAUCGCUGUACACGGAUACGCACAGGCGUAGAGAACGGCGAUGUCUGAAAAUACCACGAAGAUGUCAGCGCCACCGCGUGUACACGCCGGUGGACGUCGCUCGCCGGAACAUCCCUGGUGUAGAUACUGCGAUACGUAAACCUAGUGAGAUUAUGUAGUUGGUAAACCCCGAAUAUUAGGCAUAUGUUUUUCUUCAAUUAAGCUUGCAUGUGGAUGUGAUCCCUCACUGGAAAACCUGCUUCAGGCAUCUUGGCAUGCGGGCCAUGACCUGGGG